CUUCGUACUUUUUCACCUUUUGUGUCUCAUCUGUUGCGUUUAUUAUAUUGAAAAAAACGAACUAUUUACGAACUAUACUUUGGAACGGCUUUUUAAACUUGUAUAUUGCGCCGGUCACCCACUGAAUCUGAAAUAAACAAUAACAAAUGAAGUCGGAAACUGAGCUUGAAUAAAAUUAAAAUAUUAUGCCUCUCUUUUAACCAUCAGCUUUCAUCAAUUAAAUAUACGGUAUCGAUUUUUAUUUUUACUAUUCGUUUCACUCUAAUAAUUAUCAUUAUCGAUGUCUGCAAUUGAUCUAUUUGUUUUCUUUAUAUAUGAGAGAAGUUCAUUCACAAGAUUAUGAUUAAAAGAUGGCAUAUCCAGUUAGUCACAAGACUGUAUUUGUAUUAGACCAUGGUCCCAACUUUAUGGGCUCAUGCCAACAAAAUAUGGAGUUUGACAUAUUCACCAAGACUAGACAACCUGGAAUUACACCAUUAGCACCUCUGUCUAAAUCAUUAUGGACAUGUUCAGUUGAAGCAGCAAUUGAAUAUUGUAGAAUAGUAUGGGACAUCUUCCCGACUGAUAAAUUAAUACGUUUUGUUGUAAGUGAUGGAUCUUCUUUAACGCUUAAUAGUUGGUCACAAAAUCAGCAAAGUUUAACUCAUUUAAUGGCAGCACUUGCUCAAGUUGGACCUCCUCAGAGUAUGGCAAGCAAAGAUAGCAGUAUAAUGCAUGGUUUGAAUGCUGCUAUUGAGGCUUUAUGUGAAUGUAGUGAAAUUCAGCAUGAGAAACGCACAUCUCUAACAGAAAAUGCUGCCAAAGUUCUUAAUAAAGGCAGAGUUAUUUGUUUCACUAAUGUAAAAAGUGAUUUAGAAGUUAAUUCCCUAUUAGAGUGUUACCAUGAUGCUCUUGUGGAACAUAACAAGUUGGCUGCUAGUUCUGAUAGCUUGAUGACUAUUCAACAUUGUGAAUUGGUUAUGGUUCAUGUUUAUCCUGUUAACAAGGAAAGUUGUAUAACACAUCUGACAAAAAAGAUGGUUUCACCUUUACUCAGCACAGAACUUCACUGUGUAAAAUCAGGUCGUCACUUAGCAGCUAAACUUGGCCUAUUAGUUCAGCAGCAUUACAAUUUGGCUUCAACAACUGUUACAGGAAUACCCAUGAAGGAAGAACAAAAUGCAAGUUCCUCUGCAAAUUAUGAUGUAGAAUUACUCCAUCCAGCAUCUGCUCAUAAUGAAGUUUUUAAAACAGGUGUUGGUAACACAGAAGGUAUACAAACUGCUGUUAAAGAAGGACAAUUAUAUGAAACAGUGACUUUAAAAUGGUGUACUCCGAGAUCUAGUUCUGUUGAAUUGCAUUACUGUACGUCUUCUUUUCGAAUCACACCAGUUGAUGUGAAUAACAGACCAUCAUCUUGCUUAACCAAUUUUCUUUUAAAUGGACGAGCAGUAAUGCUGGAAAUGCCUCGAAAAUCUGGCUCCAAGGUAUUGUCACAUAUGCUUGCCAGUCAUGGAGGAGAAAUAUUCAUUCAUACUCUUGGUACAGGACGAUCAAUAUUGGAGGACCCUCCAUCAAUAAGUGAAGGAUGUGGUGGUAGAGUGACUGAUUACAGAAUAAAUGAUUUUGGAGAUUUCAUGAAACAAAAUAGACUUGUACCAUUUGAACCUCAGCCAGAUAGAAUUGAAAAUCCUUUAGACAAAGCAAAAAAGAAAUUAGCAAGACUCACACAAUAUUGGCCUAUUGUCAUUGGCCAUACUACCAUAUUCAAUAUGGCUAACACAGUGCCACAAAUAUCACCUUUACUGGAAUUAAUAACCAAAGAAACUCUUGAUCAAAAUGAGGUCACAAACUGUAAAAAAGUAAUUUAUUAUCUUGUGGACUAUGAAAAUAGGGGACUUCCACUGCCUGUACCAACUGUUGGAACAAGGGGAAAAGGGCCUAAAAAGGAAGAAUUGUAUCGACUUAUGUGGAAUGAAUUAGAAGCAUAUGUCAGGUGUCAUUGUUUGACAGCUGAGCACCAAAGUGUACUGGAAUGCUUAUUGGAAUGCCGAAAGCCUAACAUAGAAGGUGAAGGCUCAGCUUCAAUAGCGAGUGUAAAAGCGCAACUUGGAGCUCAGAGUCCUUCUCACUCUCCAAUUAAAAAAUUGGACAAAAUUAAAGAGGAAAAGGAUAUGGAUAUUGACGAACAUAAAGAUACUGAUAGGUCUAGGGCUUAUGAAAAUUUAAGUGAUUCUUUUAAUAAAGUGCCACCUAUAAAAAAGAUUAAACUUAAUCUUGAGGCUAUGAAAACACCCGCUACAAAAUCUUUAUUAUCGCUCUGGACUGAAAGACUGACUGUUGAACAUGAAAAACGUUUUGUUGAAUUUGUUGGUCGGGUUAAUGGUAAUGGACCUGCUAAAUUGUACCCCAAUAUGAAAUCUGAUGGGAAUGGUGAUGGGUCUUAACAUCUAGAAAUAAAGUCUAUAUUUGUCAGGGGUAAAUAGUAUCACAGAUUGUAGAGCAUGAAUUAUACCAUAAAAGUACUCUGCUUUUCAGCUGCCACGAGCUUCAUCUGUCAUUAUGUUCAUUAUUUUAUUUGUACAGUUUAAAUUUGUAAAAAAAUGUUUUGAAUAAAAUUUAUCAUUGUUUUA
Molecule: messenger RNA, 2612 nt
Organism: Parasteatoda tepidariorum (common house spider)
Lineage: Eukaryota; Metazoa; Arthropoda; Arachnida; Araneae; Theridiidae
Source: RefSeq, a predicted model, not a curated record